This is a messenger RNA of Helianthus annuus (common sunflower), 732 nucleotides long. RefSeq names its product amino acid permease 6-like. Bases 1 to 732 code for a protein of 243 amino acids. The transcript has 3 exons. Lineage: Eukaryota; Viridiplantae; Streptophyta; Magnoliopsida; Asterales; Asteraceae. The record is from RefSeq and is a predicted model, not a curated record. Gene Ontology annotation, cellular component: plasma membrane.
AUGACUAGCAUGGAGAAAAUGUGGAAUGCUUUCUCUGCCAUUGGAGAUAUUGCUUUUGCUUAUUCUUUCUAUCCGGUCCUCCUUGAAAUACAGGACACACUAAAACCAAGUCCUCCAGAAAACAAAGUAAUGAAAAAGUCUUGCACAAUAGGAAUUGGAGCAUCCACCUUGUUGUACAUGAUAUGUGGGAUACUUGGAUACUUAGCAUUCGGGAAUGAUUCGCCUGGGAACUACUUGACAGGGUUCGGUUUCUAUGAACCAUUUUGGGUCGUCGACAUUGGUAACAUUUCUGUUGUUAUACAUCUUCUUGGAGCUUUUCAGGUAAUUAUCCAACCAUUUUUCGCAUUUGUGGAGAACUGGAGUCGGGAAAAGUGGCCAGGAUGCAAAUUCAUAGAGGAAGAAUAUAUCAUUGGAAAAUACAAUAUCAAUAUGUUCCGGUUGACAUGGAGGACGUGUUAUGUUAUAAUAGUAGCAAUAGUCGCCAUGAUGUUUCCGUUCUUUAACAGUUUUAUGGGACUUAUUGGUUCAGCAACAUACUGGCCGUUGACGAUUUAUUUCCCAAUAGAAAUGUAUAUCUCACGGGCAAAGAUUCGAACGGGUUCUUUCACAUGGAUUUGGUUAAAGCUUUUGACCUUGAUAUGCUUGAUUAUCGCACUUCUUGCUGCAGCUGGAUCUGUUAGAGGCCUUGUUGUCUCCUUUUCUAGUUUCGAGAUAUUCCGUUCAGUGUCCUAG